GUUAUCGACGGCUUUUGAAUGAACGUCAGAAAGGUCAGAGAAAAAGAAAUUUGUAACUGAUGUUUACGCGUUGUUAUUGCUGAAAAUUUUCUAAAUUUAAUUUUGUUCCGUGAACAACAAGCAAAAAUAAUAGCAUGAGUGACAACAUAGAAAACAGGCGACAAACCCGUCGAAUAUCAUCGAUUCUGAAAAAUGUGGUGACCUCUGACGAAAGUCCAACACAAACGUUCAGCCGACGGUCGAAGAGGAUUAGCUUUUCACAUGUCAACAAUGUCAAAGAGUUCGUGGCCGAUGUCGACAAUCAAACCAUUUGGGGUGAUUCCUACGAAAAGAGUAACACGGCCAAAAAUUUAAGCAACUCUGGCUCCGUAUCACAAAUACCGACAUUGGAUUCUGUGGCAACUGCAUCGAAUUCUGUAGCUGUUGCACCGACAAUCGAUUUGUUCGCUGAUAUUGAAAAUGGUUCGGCCGAGAUGGAAAUAUCACAGCGUGACAGCGUGUCACACACGAAACUUUUCAAUCAAACAAUGAUCGUCGAAGAAACUGUGUCCACAUCGUCCACAUCGGUGACUAACUGUAAACUUGUGGAUAUGUCCGGAAUUGUGGGAAAUGCUAACAAACGGAAAACAAUUGACACCAUUUCGGUGGAGACGGUAGCUACGGAUGUCGUGAAGUCGGUGAAAAUUCGAAAAAUGAAUGACGAAAACUUGGAGCCGGGAAUGUACAACACAAUUCUACAUCACGUCAAUAUGAGCGUUUCAAGCCCUGACCGAAAGUCUGGAACUAAAUCGCAGGUGAACCUGAAUACGACACGGAUGUUCGAUGAUGCUGAGAUGUCGGAUGUUUCGUUGCCUCAAACCACGUUGUCCGACGACAAGUCAGUUAGACCGUCAAAACGGCUCGAGAGGACUACUGCCUUGACAUCUAUUGAUGAGCCAUCCAUCACCUCUUUCGUCUCGGACACUUCCAUUCCAACCAGCCAGAAGACUCACAUUUUUGGCCGUGGAGAUAUCAGCGCUGCAAUCGAUCAGACGUUUGCGGUAAGGAAUCCGUUGCAGGAGGACAACGCUGCUGGAUGGAAUGGAGCGGAUAAACUUGAUGAUACUGAGAAAGAAACUGCCGGCGACCAUGAAAUGGGUGGCAAUGAGCCAGCAUUUCAAUCGAUUAGCGGUAUCAGUCGUCAUCGUACGUUGGAAGAAGAUCUGACGAUUUCGAUGGACAUUCAAUUUAAGAAUCAUCCAUUGUCACCACAUUCAUUGAAUCCGGAUGAGCCGGCCAUAGAAGAUCUGACCAUUUUUUUGGACACGAAUUUCCAGGCAGAAGUUAGUGGUGAGAUUGAUGAUGGUGCGAUGAGUAAAUUGGCUGGCUCGAGAUCGCCGAGCGAAUGCACGAAAAAUAGUUCGCUGAAACCUCUAAGCCUAAGCAAUCGUGAGCCGUUGAACGAGUUGCCGGGAGCUGCAAAUAAAGAAAAUGUUUUUACGAAUAGUUCAGCUCAACUUUCACACGGUCAAAAUACGCAAGAUUUGACCAACCUAAUUUCGAAAGAUUUGUCAUUGAAUCCGAUAGAAUAUGUCGCUUGUCGAGAGAAGACUCUGCUACCAACAUUCGAUCCCACCGCUCUAUACGAUUCGGCAAAUGAAAAAUUACCGAAAGCCAAAUUUCUGGACUAUUCCACUUCGCACGAUCAAGUGCUAGCGACUGAAUUCAGCUUUGCUGCUCACUCAGAUCCCCUCAGCUCGACCAGAUUCGUUCCAAAUAACCAAUUUCCGCAGAACUUCAGUAACAUUGACACACAUCAGAAGGCCAACUGCAGCAGCGUUACAUUCAACGACUGUCCAACCCUAAACACCAGACAGUCUCAGGAUAUGCGUUCCGCUACGUCGCUACAAAAUAACACCGAUGAACUGUGCAACUUGGAGCCGUAUCAAUUGAAAAAGACGAAUGAUGCGAAACCAUCUUUUAUGGAUCUGUCUCAAACCAAGUCCAACAACAUGCUGAGCGAAACGAAUUCGGACUCGAUUGACAUUAUCGACUUUGAGUCACUAAACGAUCUACCCGUCGAGUCUAGAAUGAGUGCAGCGAAAAAGUAUUUCAUGAACCUAUCUCAAAACGCGUCCAACGACAUGCUGAGCGAAACGAAAAUGGACUUGAUUGCCUCAACCGAUGAGUCAGUAAACAUUGUCGAGUUGUCUGCCGAGGCUACAACCGAUGUUCAUAAGCUGCCGCGGUGUCGAAAAUGUAUGAACUGUCGUGAAAGUUUGGGCGGUGGAAAUGCAACGUUCGCCGGUGUGGGUGAAUCGGAUGAUAAACCCAAGUUGGAUUUCAGCAUGUAUGAAAAGCUCAAAGGAUUACCUACGAUGAGAGACGUGAUUGCAGCGCGAAAGAAACGAGAGGCGGCUAGGGAGAUGGAGGAUCUGUUGCUGGUCGAUCAAAAUGUCGAAGCUCCUGACAUCCGAUUGUGGCUGUUAAAUAAUUGCAGCGAAACCACCGCUGAACCUCGGCCAGUGUAUGUACCUGAGCCACUGAUUUGCUAUCCGAUGCGCAUGAACAUCAAGUACCUGAUGAACAAUAAAAUGAAAACCGAAUAUCCACAGUGGAAGUACAACGACAAUUUCUUUCAAAUCGGUACCAUUGCGUUGCGUUACGACGACAUUCCUUCGAUUGUAAUACACAUAAAAUUCGAAGUUGAUGCGCCGAUGAAAGCGGAGCAGUUUAAUAUGCCGCUACUUUUCAGCAGAAUUUUGAUUGAACAGUGUCCCACACAUCUUAGACGAAUAUCAACGGAAGGUUUGCUGAAGCAUAACAAUUCGUUCAGUUUAUUGCCCUCCAACUUAUUAUCGUUAAUGUCCAGCAGCGAAAACAUUUUCCGCGGUCUGGAAGAAAUCGAAAAACGUUUCCGGAGCGUCAUUGUGAAAAUAAAGGAAUUCGAUGAAAUCACAAUCCGACACGGUGCAUUGGUUCGCAUGGGAACGGAUGGAACGUGCUAUGUCGAAAAGACAUUGUUCGACAUCAAGAAGCUGCUGAUGCAAGAGGUGAAAAUCGAAUUCGAUAAUGUUGAUAUGGUCGGUCCUGGCAAUGUGACUUUCGAUCCGUUUCGGGAAACUACCGAUGCAUUCAAAGCGCUACCCAGUGGAUUGUCAUUUUUGCGAUCGUUUUUAUCGGAUCCGAUGUCAUACAUGGCACCGAUUGCGGAUGUUUAAAUCGGUUUACAUGUUGCCUAGCACAACCCGUACGUACUGCAAUCGAUAAUAAUUUAAUUCCAUUCAUUUUGUAUCAUAAAGUCUUCUAAUUUCUAAGUAUUGUUCAUAAUGUAAAGAAAACAAAUUUAUUUUUAAAUGAAAUCUAGCCGCUAGUCAGUGCAUUAAAAAAGGAAAUUAAAGAGAAGAG
Molecule: messenger RNA, 3387 nt
Organism: Bradysia coprophila
Lineage: Eukaryota; Metazoa; Arthropoda; Insecta; Diptera; Sciaridae
Source: RefSeq, a predicted model, not a curated record